Bombyx mandarina (wild silkworm) is the source of this 3232-nucleotide messenger RNA. RefSeq names its product spire type actin nucleation factor (gene spir). Gene Ontology annotation, cellular component: cell cortex; cytoplasmic vesicle membrane. Lineage: Eukaryota; Metazoa; Arthropoda; Insecta; Lepidoptera; Bombycidae. Gene Ontology annotation, molecular function: microtubule binding; actin binding. Gene Ontology annotation, biological process: Golgi vesicle transport; cleavage furrow formation; establishment of meiotic spindle localization. The record is from RefSeq and is a predicted model, not a curated record.
GUGAUUCGUAAGACGUCCGUCAAACUGCGUCGCUCACGAGUAUCGCCGGCAGCCUUGCUGCUGGGCACCCGACCCAUCUCCGGGCUGAUAGAACCAGCGAGGAGUCCAGAGGAGCCGGCGUUGGACGUCGCCCAAGAUAAGGCUUACUGGGGCAGCGUCGCCAUGGCAAUGAGCACGACAAGUGGAUCUGGCAGCGGCCCAGGCGGGGGUGAAAUGCGGCGCGGGGGUGACGUCACACCGCACACACAACCCCAGCGGAGGCUCAUCAAAGUCGACUUUGACAAUCUAGAGGAUGAUGAGGAUGAGGAAGACACUGAAACCUGCGCGAGUCCAGAGACGUGUGCUCCCCAACCCUUCCCGAGGCACACUGCACCGACCACACAACAAACGCCGAAGCCUUGGAAGAGAACUGAGGAAGUUCCUCGUGCUCCACCGCGCACGCGCAUCACCCACGACGAGUACCACCACUUCUGCGACCAGACCCUUGAAUCAUACGACCUGGCGACGCAGUGUCCGUCGCGACGUGCCUCCAUGCGACGCCACACGCUGACGCAUCCGGCCUGUCCACCCACCGAUGGCGCGCAAUCCUUGCCGCACUCCAGACCAGGUUCUCGCGCAUCGUGCGCUGGUGCGGCUUCGAUCGCGAGCAGUGACGCUGACGUCCAGCUCGGGGAGCUCUCCUGGUCGCGGUCCUCGCUUCAGGAUGAACUGAUCAAGUCGGUUAGUGGAAGCCCCAAUCAUGGAUCGCAUAAGCAAUGGCAAGACGCAAUCAUGUCUGACGAUCGGCUGUCGCUGACCUUGGAGGAGAUCGUGCACAUCAGGUCCGUGCUGACCAAAGCCGAGCUCGAAGUCUUGCCUGUUGAAGGCAGAGUCAAGGAAGACGUUGAGAAGAGAAGGGUAUGCUUCUUGUGUUUGAAGACAAGAUUCGGUAUUUUUGGUCCUUGGGGCCAAAAAUGCAAACUAUGCAAAAAGACUGUCUGUCAGAAGUGUUGUUCGAAGAUGCGUAUACCAACGGAGCAUUUCGCUCACGUGCCAGUCGUCCUGCUGAGUCCAUCGCUGCUGCCGUCGCCGGAGGACGAGGCUCACUCCUCCUUCCCGAGGAGCCUCAUGUCGAGGCUGGUCUCGCCUGAGUACACGAGCAUGGUGGAGAACAGCGUGGGCAGCGCGCCGAGCAGCCCGGCAGGGGCGCGGCGGGCGGCGGCGAGCAGCGCGCCCCCCUCGCGCGGCCCCACCCCGCUGUCCCUGCCGCCCGCGCCGCUCAUGUCGCGCAGUGUGGACGCGCCCGCAGACACGCUGUACCGCAGGUCCCGCUACAGCCGCAGCCCGACCGGUGCAGCCGAGCGUCUCCGCGGCGUGCAGAUGGCGGUGUGCCACGACUGCAAGGCGAUGGUGCUGCAGAUCAUCAAGUCGUCUCGGGCGUCGCGCUCGGCGUCCCGCGACCGAGCCCUGCGGCACCUCACCCUCGACCUGGCGCCAGUCUACACGCCGAACUGCUAAACUUAUACCAGAUAAAUAUCGAGAAUCGAGGAACCGCUUUUGAAAACAUCAGUAUUUUUUUUGCACUUGCAAUAAAACACCAAUAGAUAAUUUACAGUGUCAUGCAAAUAAAUAUCAACAGAGUUGAACCUGGCCGAAUGUUGGUAACGAAAAACUACCCGCUUAAAGUCAUUAGGGUUAUUGACCCUCGAGUUAUGAGCGCUUUAUCCUACAGGCCCAUAAAGUGUUAAAAAAAAUUUAAUUCCAUUUAUGUUUUAAGCUUCGAGAGCGGUUUCCUCUUGCUUAACCCUUUCAAUCUCAAUUAUAACUAUUUGAUCAAAAUAAAAAUUAGCUUGCCGACAAUGUCUGUUGAAUAUGAAACAAUCUAACCGAUAAGAAUAUUUGGGUUAAACUACAGCUGUAAUGUACUAUUUUUAUUCUUGUAUCAAUUAGUCGACAUAUUCUAUCCCUAGUAAUAUUUGACAGCUCGAGGUUGUUGGCAGCCCUGUUCUUAUUUUGAUCGCAUAGUCGGUAUUUUGUCGUAAUUGUAUUGGAUUUUAUCCACUUGUUUGGUAAGAUUAAGUACGUUAUAAUUAUAUCGAAUAACAAUUUUCUGUCAAUGAAAUGAUAAAUAUUCAAUUUUGUGAAAUUAAAAUUUUAUUAUGGUUUUAACGCCGUUGCUCAAAAGAAAAGAAUUUGCUUUCAGCAAACAAAACAAAAAAAUAUAAUUCGAAUGUUUAAUUAUUAAAUCGUGUUUUUAAUGAAAUUCGAUUUUUUUUGAAACUUAACUUUAAUUAUUUUCAAGGUUAUUGUAAACAACAAGUACUUAUGAUACGGAAAAUACAAUACAAUUACGGCCAUUUUAUUUCUUGUAGUAAUGUGAUCACAAAAUUUAUCGAUGCUGGAAAUAAUCGAGUAGGGUAGGGAAGUUUCGAUAUGUUUAAACUGGCAAUAAUGAAAUAUCAAAGACAAAAAAUUACAAAAAACAUUUUUGUACAUCUUGCUUCAUUACCCCAAAGGGAAAAGGUUUUCCUCAUCGAUAAAAUUUGGAGAUGUACUUUCGUCAAGUAGUAAUUGUUGACUAGUUAUACACGAGACUUCAUGAUGUUUUAAUUUCUAUAAAUUAUGAUUUGUUAUAUUUGGUUUUUAAAAUUUAUUAUUAUUCUUAUUAUCAUGUGACAUUAAUUUUAUUUUUGACAUAAAUUCAUUAUCAAUUUUGUUAUCUAAAGUGAGAAACAGGCAUACUUUUAAAAUCCUAAUCUUGUAAAACUAGUUAAUAAUUAUUGAUAUAAAAACCAUAGUUCUUAUUUAUUUAGUAAACCAAUACUGUGCAGUAAUUUUACUAAAUUUAAAAUUUUGAAAAUCUAACUUGAAACUUGUUAAUCAAUAUCGCUACAUUGGUAAAAACACGUUAUAUAGAUUAGUCGACAGUAAUUUGACUGAUUCAUACAACGUUUCUUAAUCGAUAAAUAAAAAUAAAGUCGAACAUUGGUUUCAAUUCAAUAUUCUCAUUUUAAUAUCGAUUAAAAUAUACAUUGACUGCUAAUGUUUUAGUAUAUCUGUUAAAUCGAUAAACUAAAACAUGCGAUGUCUAAAAUCAAUGUGUCGAUAUCGAUUUAAUUUAAUUUAAAUACAGAUCUAAUUUCCAUUGAAUAAUUGUUUGUUGAGUGUAGAAUAUGAUAAUUUUAUUGAUGUGUGUAAUGAAAAAAAUAAUCGUAUUAACCGUACAAAUGCAUUUUAUCAUUACUUGUUAUUC